UUAUCAUAAGAAAUAAAUAUGUACAUCGAACAAAAGAUAAACCUACAAUAUUUACUUACCUUUGUUAAUUUUCGUCCUGAAUAAUUUAUGAAAUGUAUUUUAAUUUUAACAUAUUCUGUGAUCAAAACCACAGAUUAUAUUGUACUUGAGAAUACUCUGAAUACUAUAAUCUGUGAUCUCACAUUCUCGUUCAGACUUAUUUACAUUGGUUGUGUGAUAAGUGAUAAUGCCCAACGUUCCUGUUGUCAAUAUGCUCUCGUGAUAGGCAAACAUAUGUCGAUUGUUGAAUACAGUUUUUUUCCAUUAUCUGAUCGUAUUUUUUUUAUUCUUAAGUGUAGAUUUCUAAUAACAGUACACAAUAUUAUCUUUUUUUAGGACAGUGACACAGUGUAUCAAACAGUUCUUAGUUCGUAGUCGUCCAGCAACGUUACACUUUCGAAUUAGUAGUCAAUGAAUUGUGUGACGAACAGCUUCCAUAAGGACAAUAAUUAUUUGUAAAAUCUUAAAUAACAUAUUAUUAAUUGCAUGUAAGUAUUAAUUUUAUAAUCUAUAUAAUAUUUUUUUUUAUUAAUUAGUUUUUAUUGGAUCAAUUCCCAUAUAAAUAUAUUAUGUUAAUACAAUAUUUCUUAUCGUGAGAAUAGUUUAGGUCCAUAUUUUAAAAAACUGUAUAGUUUAAUCACUGACAGAAAUUGAUUUAUUUUUUAAAUCAUUAUAGGUACCUAGAUUACUAGAGUACAUAAAUUACAGGUACCUUGUUCUUAGGAUAAAAAAAAUAUCGAAAAACGCUGAUUAUAAAAAUACUCGACAAAAUAUUUUCCGUGCCUUACAUCUUACUAAUAUUUCGUAAUUGAAUUUUCGAUUUUCCCAUUUCCCACAGAGAUAUGACAGGUUUUAAAGUCUGCUGUUUAUGAGGUCUUAGAAAAAUUUUAAUCUCUAAAAGUCUGCCUCUUGGAGUCAAAAAAUAGUCAAAGUAUUGAAAAAAUCUUCCAUAUAUUUUCCACGAUAAAAAAACAAUUGGUCCUCACAAAAAAAAACCACCUGAUGUGGACAAUCAGUCCCCUUCAUAAUUGUAUACACAACAUUUAUUGGCCCCGGUAUAUUUUUUUCCUUUACAUUUUUCUCAUCACUAAGUGUCACAAACAAGAUGUAAUUAGAUAAAAUUAUAAUAAUAGAAAACAAUUUUGUAUACUAAUACUAGGUAAUGUAUAAUAUAAAACAUUUCAUUUUUGAAAAAAAUUCACUAUAUUAUAUUUUUGAAACGUAAAACCUGCAGUAAUAAUACAGGUAGUUUGAAUAUAAUAAAAUAAUAAUUAAAGCAUAUAAAUAGGUUAUUAAUAUUUAAUAUUAAUACUUAGACUAUAUAGUAAUUUAGAAUUUCAUAUUUUUAAUAGUUGAUACUAAAAUUAUUACAAAUAGAUACAAUUUUUUUCCCUUUAUAUAUGGAAAAAAUACAAAAAAAUUUAAUAUCUCUAUUUACGAUUCUUUCUUCUUUUUUGUGUUUGGUAUUAAAACAAUUAUUUUUACAAAUAUGCCCUAUAUGUAUAUACAGUUAGAAAGUUAAACUUUAUUGAGGAAAAUAUUUUGUAACAACCAAAAAUAGUUGGUAUAGUCUAUACCAAUGGUUUUCAACCGGUGGGUCGGGACCCAAUAAUGGGCCAUGUAAACUUUAUAAUUGGGUUGUGAAAAGUAUAUUUUACUUAUACUAAAAAAUAACAUUAUAACAUUAUUACUGCUAGCUAUAUAUCUAUGUAGAAAAAAAAUAGACUUUAAACUGAAAAUGAUUUGCGGAUUGUAUUGUGUAAAAUCGAGUCGAGAUGGAAUUUUUUAUGUAAAAUAGUCACAUUAAUUUUCGCUGUUACAUAUAGUAAAAAUAUAAUUUAUUAUUUAUUCAGUUAUAUAAUAGCACUUCUACAGUGGCAUAUUAAGAUACUAAGUAAUUUCAGUUUAUUUUUGUUUACUUUUCAUGGCUAACAAAGGUAAUAUUGAUAAUGCUUCCAAAAAAUAUAUGGUAAAAAAAAGUGGAUCGCGAGGAAAAAAGAUUUAAGACCAUUGGUCUAUACAGAGUUUAUGUUUCCAGAAAAGAUAACAUUUUAAAUUAUUUGUUAUGUGUUAACUUAACAAUAAUGGUGUCUUUGACAAUAAAUAAUACAAAUAUUUUUUAAAUAAUUUUAUGAAACUUAUAAGUGAUAAAAAAUUGUAUUUAUCUAUUUGUAAUAAUUUUUGUAUGGACUAUUCAAAAGAUGAAAUUCUAAAUUAAUUAUAAAGUCUAAGUAAUAAUAUUAAAUAUUAAUGACCUAUUUAUUUAUUUUAAUUAUUGUUUUAUUUUAUUUUAUUUAAACUACCUAUAUUAUAUUACAAUUUAAAAAAUAUAAUAUGUCUGUGAAUAUAUUAAAAAAUUAAAUGUUUUAUAUUGUGUAUAACCUUGUAUUUUGGUAUAAAAAAAUUGUUUUCUGUUAUUAUUAUUUUAUUUUAUUAUAUCUUGUUAGUGACACUUAGUGAUUAGAAAAAUGUUAGGGAAAAAAUGUACCAAAAAAAAUUUAAUACUAUAAAUAAUAAUUGUCCACUUUACAUUAUGAAGUGACCAAUUACCUAAAUAUAAUGUUUAAAAAAAUAUUGUCCUAGGCUCAUUUUCCAUUCCCCUUCCUUACCUUAUCUUCAGUUAAAAUUAAUAUACCUUCAAAGUAAAUUUUAAAAUAUUGGUAAAUACUAAAGAUCUUGCAAAAUAAUAAAUGUUUUAGCUUUGAUACAUUUAAAAUGAUUCAACCAAUUUGUGUUAAUUUUAAUUAAUUUUUUUUUUAGAAUUCAGAUUAUUUAGUCCAGCAAUGUUUGCUCGUGUUACAUUUUAUCCAACAUUAUUAUAUAAUGUAUUUAUGGAAAAAGUAACCCACCGCAACUGGUAUGACAGAAUUGAUGAAAAUGUUAUUUUAGGCGCUUUACCUUUCAGAAGCCUAAGUCAAAAAGUAUUUAUUUAAUUCCUAAUGUCUAAACACAAAUGUAUUUCUCUACUAUAACAAUAUAUUCAAAUCAUUUAAUAAAUACUACUAAAAUAAUUUUUUUAGUUGAUUGAUGAAGAGAAUGUUAGAUGUGUAAUUUCCUUGAAUGAAUCUUACGAAUUGGAACAUUUCACACCUCAACCAGAUGUAAAAAUAUAAUUUUUAUUAUUUAAUACAUAUAUUAAAAAAUAAAAAUAAAUCUUAGGAAUGGUCCAAAAUGGGAGUUGAACAUUGCCAGCUGAGUACAAGAGAUAUUUUUGAAACUCCAUCUCAUGAAAAAUUAAUUCAAGGUGUUACAUUAAUGGAAUCGGUUUCAAAAGAUGGGAAAUCUAUUUAUGUACAUUGUAAAGCAGGUCGAACUCGCAGUGCUACACUUGUGGGUUGUUAUCUGAUGUCUGUAUGUAUCUAUACAAUAGUUUAGUUUCUAUUAUUAUUACUAUAAUUUCAAUACUUUCAUUUAUUAUUAUUCAUUUUUUUAUAUACAUUUAGAAACACAAUUGGACUCCCGAACAAGCUAUAGAAAAUAUUGUUUCAAAGCGUCCACAUAUUUGGUUACGAAAUCAGCAACUAGAAAGUCUUAAAAAAUAUUAUGAUGGUAAAUAAUAAAUAAUAUGCUAUAUUAACAUAAUAAAUAAAUUUAUUUAUUUUCUUAUUUGGUAUUUGUUUGGUUUUUUAUUAUUUUCCAUAGCUGUUGUAAAAGAAAAAAUUAAUGCUUCCAAAAUGGAUAAUAAAUAAACAACUACAUGCUUAAUACUAUAACAAUCAUUAGAAUCAUUUACAGUAUUCACAUAUCUUCCUAAUUAUGGACAACAAUAACAAUAGAAUUUAUAAGAUAAUAAUGUAAUAUAUUCAUAGUUCUUCUAGUUAAGUCUAGUACUAUGUAUUUUUAACGAGCUGCUCAACUCGUAUGACAUUUUUCAUUCUUGUUCUUCAAAAGAAUGUUUAUAUUUCUAUUUUAACAAAAUAAUGUAAUUAUUUUAUGGUGAAAUGUUUAAAAUAUAGGCUGUGAUAAUUUUUAUUAGGGUUAUUUUGCUUUCAUUUUAAAAUAGCCACUGUUUUGGUAUAUAUAUAACAUUAUAUCUUGUUACUAAUUUUCUUUUGUUGUUUAAUUUCUUAAUUAUUUUAGAUAAAAUACAAUCAGGUGGGGUUUAAUUGGACAAAGUAAUUUAAUGAUUCAUACAAAUUGGGAAUCUGGAUGAAUACAAUUUAAUUUAGUUGGUUGUUAGUAAAAUUUUUAUUUUACUUAUUUAUAAUCAAUAUUCAUUAUACAUGUGAUUUAUAAUUGUAUUAUUAUUAGACUUAUAAUGAAUCCAUUGACAAUAAUUUUUUAUACUAUAUGGUUGAAUAAUAUACAAAUUAUUAAUACCAUAGAUUGUGUAAUAAUACAUUUUUGAUUAUACAAUUAUAGUAUAUAGUAAAACUAUUGUAUCUAUUUUUUUAUUUUUGAGAAUACAAUUAUUUAAAAAACUUUCUUGAAAAUGUACAUUCAAAUUAUUAAUUUGUUUCUGUUGUCAACUCAAUAUCAUAUAGAAUAUUACACAUGUUACUUAAAUAUAUUAGGAAUAGUGUUUUUUAAUGGUUUGUGUUUCAAAGUUUAACAAUUUUGUUUUAUAUUUAAAUUAAAGUGUAUGAUUUUUAUCAGGAUAAUAUUGUUUAAUUUUAGUUUCUAUUUUUUUUCUGUUUGUAAACAACUUCUUUAUUGAAAAUUAACAAUAUGGGUGAAUUUUGGUAACAAAUUUUAAUUUAGUUGGUACAUUGGGAAGGUGAUAUUUUGAUUUUAUUUUAGUUCUUAUAAUUUAGUUAGAAAUAAUUGAAACCUGACAUUUUCACCAAUUACUUAUUGUAGUACAUUCUAGACAGUAAAAUUUUGAAAACAUUUUGGUGAUUUUUGAGGUUAUUUAAGGGCUUUUUAAAAUUUUUUAGUUUUAUAUGGAUAUAAUUUUGUUUUGGAAAUUUGUUUAGCAGAAAUGUUUAACAAUUUAAUACAAUAUGUCAUAAAUUGUACUUGGUUAAAAAAAGUUGAAUGUAAUAUAUAUAGUAGAUAAUUUGUUUUAUAAUCGUUUAUAGUUCAAAUUUAUAUAAAUGUUGUAAAAGUCAUAAUAUUUCAUGAAUUUCAUUUAUGAAUUUCAUAAUAUUCAAUUCAGAAUCAUUUUCCUUUGCUAUAAUUUAUCAUUUGUCUAUAAAUACAAAUUUAGUAUUUUUAAAUUUAAUAUUGUUUUCAUUAUAAACUCAGUUAGAAAAUACUUUAAAUUGUUAACUAAGAUUUAUUUUAAAUGUGAAAAUAUUAUAUUAAUUUGUAUUAUUACGAAUUAUAUAGACAUUUUAAGACAGAAAUAUAUUAAGAAAAAAAAUGGGAUUAUGUAUUCUGUAAGUAAAUAUUUGUAUUAUUAUAAUAGUUAUAAAAUAUAAAACCAUGUUAUUGUGUAGAUUAUGGAGUGGGUUCAAUUUUUAUAUUAUAAUAUUAUUUGAGUAU
Molecule: messenger RNA, 5466 nt
Organism: Cinara cedri
Lineage: Eukaryota; Metazoa; Arthropoda; Insecta; Hemiptera; Aphididae
Source: the annotation of a GenBank genome assembly